Molecule: messenger RNA, 537 nt
Organism: Stylonychia lemnae
Lineage: Eukaryota; Ciliophora; Spirotrichea; Sporadotrichida; Oxytrichidae
Source: the annotation of a GenBank genome assembly
AUGAAAGGAUUUAUAACUAAUAACAAAGUCAAUGCCUAAGGAAAAAGAGUAAUAUUUUCUGAUGAUGGAGCCUGCAAUAUACAUUUUAUAAGUGGCAAUACUUAUAGUAUCUCUGGAGUGUAAGAUGCAGCUCUCGAUAGUAAUGGAACUAUCUACGCAAUUACAACCUAAGAUAUAAGCAUUGAUAAAUACAAACGAUUCGGCUCUAUUGCAAAAUUCUAUUCCAAAAAACAUUAUAAAAAUAUAGAAAUUUACUAGGAUAAGCCAGUCCUUGUAAAAUAAAAUGGAAUAUUAGAAAGCUUCAAUUAGCUAUGUGUUUAGCAAAUCAGCGCUGGAUAGAAUAAUAGUGGAGGUCUAUUUGCCUUGAAUUGUGGUUAGCAAAAUGAUUCACUCUUCUAAGUUAUGAGAUGGAACAAAGAUAUAAAUAAUUGGGAAAAGAUUGGCAAUAUACUUGCUGAAAAGAUUGCUGCUUAUUCUUAUGAUGUAGUCUAUAUUUAUAGAUAGUCAAGCAUAUUUGAACAUACUAUAAAAAAAUGA